Messenger RNA from Gadus morhua (Atlantic cod), 1770 nucleotides. RefSeq names its product elongator acetyltransferase complex subunit 4 (gene elp4). Gene Ontology annotation, cellular component: elongator holoenzyme complex; cytoplasm; transcription elongation factor complex. Lineage: Eukaryota; Metazoa; Chordata; Actinopteri; Gadiformes; Gadidae. Gene Ontology annotation, biological process: tRNA wobble uridine modification. The transcript is spliced from 10 exons. Bases 41 to 1243 code for a protein of 400 amino acids. The record is from RefSeq and is a predicted model, not a curated record.
CAAUCCAAAACAUCAACACGCGUCAUCGGGCAGCAACAGCAUGGCAGCUCCCAUGAAGAGUAUGGGCUCGUCAUUUAAUGCUACUAGUUUUCAGAAGAAAACUAGAAGUAAAUUAAUUUCGAUACCAGGCACAAGACCCUCAGUUCAGAAUGGACAGCUUAUAGUUUCGACUGGUGUUACGUCCCUCGACUAUUUGAUAGGUGGGGGCCUAGCAGUGGGGACAGUGCUGCUAAUAGAGGAGGACCGAUACAACAGCUACUCUCAGAUGGUUUUGAAGUACUUCAUGGCGGAGGGAGUACUAUGUGGACAUGAACUCUUCUUGGCGUCGGCUCAAGACCAUCCAGAUGACAUCCUCACGGAACUCCCUGCUCCCAUCUUGGAUGACAUCGCCAGCCACAGUCCAAUGGAGGGACGCAUGCAGCUAGGUGGGCCGCACGCUAGUCAAGACGCUAUGAAAAUAGCAUGGCGAUACCAGAAUCUACCAAAAGUACAGACCGCGCUGGCGUCCUCGUCCCGAUUCGGACACUACUAUGACGUCUCAAAGAAGAUGGAGCCAGAAAUCCGGCAGGCAGCCAACUGCCACGCGUUCUACCUUCCGGAACAUUCUACGGAGUCGUCAGCCCCACACAGUCCGCUGCUUGAGUCCUACUCUGCACUGCUCAGGUCCAUUCAGGAGGUCAUACGCAAGGGAGGGUUCGAUGGAGCCGCACCCCCGGCAAAGUCCCGGAACGUCUUGCGCAUCGGGCUCCCGUCCCUGGGUUCCCCCCUGUGGGGUGACGACCUGUGUUGCCGCGACAACCCCGCCCACGGCCACGCCCUCACCACCUUUCUCUACGGACUGCGGGCCGUGCUGAGGUCAUCGCUCUCCGUGGCGGUGCUGACCAUUCCCUCUCACCUGAUCCAGAACCGGGCCGUAAUGGGCAACAUCACCAGGCUGUGUGACAACGCUAUAGCCCUGGAGUCGUUCAAGGGCUCCGACAGAGAGACCAACCCGCUCUACAAAGAUUACCAUGGGUUGCUCCACGUGCGCCAGGUGCCCCGCCUCAACUGCCUGCUCACCGAACUCCCAGACCACAAGGACCUGGCCUUCAAACUCAAGAGGAAGCAGUUCACCAUCGAGAGGCUACAUCUGCCUCCCGACCUGUCAGAGACCGUGAGCCGGGUGAGCAGGGGGGAGCUGGCAGGGGCGGCCGCCACGGGCACAUCGUGUGGUUCUUCCGGCAACAAACACCUGGACUUCUAGAAGCGCGCACGCACACACACACACACACACACAGACACAGACACAUACACACACACACACACACACACACACACACACACACACACACCAUCACUCUCACCGAGGGGGCCUGGAAAGCCGGGACAGUGGAGUGAUGUCCUCUUUGUUGCCCGGACCAGGUUGUUUCCUCACCCACACGCUGUCAGCGGUAAUAACCCCGCCAGUCGCUUCCCGACCUUCAACGUGCGCCCAGGCUUUAGCACAGGAUAAAUGUAAACGACGGUGACGUUCCGCCGCUGCUCAGCGUACAAUACAUCACAGGUGGUUAGGGGGACAUCCCUGCGUUCAGCGUUGACUGAUGUGAAGACUGAGGAGGGCUAUUUGUGUGGGCUUACUGGCGUCGGUAAUUGACGUUUGUUUUGCUCCUUCUACGGCAGUGGUCGUGUGUCAAUGACGCUCUGCUAAAUCGUGUCAAACUCCCCCGAGUCUCACAAAAUGCUUACAUUUUUACCAUUCUUGUGUUUAAUAAAACAAAUAUGUAAGAGUAA